Blepharisma stoltei is the source of this 2490-nucleotide messenger RNA. Lineage: Eukaryota; Ciliophora; Heterotrichea; Heterotrichida; Blepharismidae. The record is from the annotation of a GenBank genome assembly.
AUGAAUAAGUUCUUAGAAACAGGGACUAUUUUAUUUCUUCUCCUUUGGAUAGUUUUUGUUUAUGUGCUUUAUAUGCUUCCAGAAGAUAAUGCAUCUGAAGCAAAAGCAUUUCCAAACUCUGAUACCGAUAUUUCAAUUGAAUAUGAACUUGAAAUCGCAAGAGGAAGACAAAUAAGCCUCUUAGAUGAUGAAAGCUCCAUAAAUCCUCUUAAUUUAACCUGUAAACCUGAGUCUUUCGGGUACACAUUGGAGGAAGCUCUUUUUUUAUUUCCAAACGUUACAUAUCCAAGGUGUGAAGAGCAAUAUAUAUCAAGCCCAGAAGCGUUUUAUAUUAAUCGUACUGAUAAUACUCUACAUAUGAAUUGCACAGGAAAGGUCGCUUUAGGAUUUUUGGAGGCAAAUGAAGAGUUCGGGAAAUAUUGGUAUUAUGAUAGACUAAAAGAUUAUAAUGGAGAGCCAUUAGCCCUUGAGACAGAGGAAUAUGCAUUUGGAACAUGCGAUAUCUCAAAAUGGUCAAACUUUGAGCAUGUCGCCUAUAAGUUGAGGCCAAAUAAGGAGUCUUUACAAAGGGCUAAAAAUUCAUUGCGUGGUAAACCUAUAAAUAUUGUUAUGUUAGUAAUUGAUUCUCUAUCACGGAGAAUGUUCUUUAGAAAGCUUCCAAAAUCUGUGGAGUAUUUAAAUUCAAUUGCAAAAAAUGUAUCCAUUUUCGAUUUUAAAUUGCACCAUGUUAUAGGACAAAAUUCUCAAUAUAGCUUCAUGCCCACAUUUUAUGGAGAUAUACCAAUUGUAGUAUCUGAAUAUAUGCAGGGAGAUUUAUAUUAUGACGUCUCCAUAUGGAAAUAUUUGCAUGAGAGAGGUUUUGUAACAAUGAUGGGAAUGGACAAUUGUGAUAACAAUUUACCACAAUUUAUAGGAAGAAAACCUAAAGUCGACCACAAAAUGGGCUCAAUAUGAUGCGCAGCCAGCGCUCAAUAUGGGUAUAGUGAAACCUCAAAGAGAGAAAGAUGUAUUGGGAAUAAAAAUGCCCAUGCAUGAAUGAUGGACUAUAUUUUAGACUUUUCAGAAACCUAUAAAAACGUAUCGAGAUACACUUAUAUGCAUAUAGAUACAGCUCAUGAGGAAACAGGAACUGUAGUCUCUACAAUAGAUUUGGAUUUAAAAAAGUUCCUUGAGGAAUUUUUUAGCAGAGAUGAAGAUUCUAUACUGUUUUUGAUGGGAGACCAUGGGAUGAGAUAUGGGGAAUGAUUUAAAUCAAAAGAUGGCUCACAUGAACACAAAUUGCCGCUGUUAUUAAUAAUGGCGAAGGACAGAGUCUUAGAAAAGAUUCCAAAUAGCUCAAAAAUUUUAUUACAAAAUACAAACAGAUUAUUAAGUAAAUUUGACUUUCAUACAAUUCUACAACAUCUUGGAAACUAUCCUGAUCUAGAAUCUCACAGAGAAGAAAUUAGAACAAAAACUUCAAAAAGGCUAACAACUUACAAUUGGUUCACAGAUUAUGUACCGGAUAAUAGAACUUGUGAAGAUGCUGGGAUCCCUAUAUUUUGGUGUGGUUGCAAAUCUUUUAUAGCUCAUGCCCUUAUAUAGAUUAUUUUAUCGAGACAUGCAAUGGACGGUUGAAAGAUCAAGACAGACUCUAUCAAAGGGAUGAGCUGGAUCUCUAUCUCUAUCCCAGGAAGUGCUAAAAAUUUGAAUGUAAAAAAAUUAUUAACAAGUGUGAAAAAAGCAAACUGCCUAUUUUAAAAUGGCUUUAUUAUUAAAUUAAUUUUAAAUUUAAAAUAUCCAUUUAUAUUGUGAUAGAAUAAUAUAGGGCCUUCCUAUAGAUGGCGCGCAAUGCGCCAUCCAUAGGAAGGGCCGUAUAUCUUACUUACCAUUUUCAAAGUAAAUUAGGUCAUUUUUUGGCAUGCCACUUUGGCAUAGAGAUCCAGCUCGUCCUUUAAGAGAGUCUGUUUUGGUCUCGUUCAACUAUCCACUACAUUUUCUUUGAUAAGAAAUCUAUAUAGGGGUAUAGUCUAUAUAGAAAUCACAGAAGAUAAAAAUUCAGAAAUUUUCCAAAACUUAACAAAAAGUGUUAUAGAAGUCUUCAACACAGAAAAUCAUAUCUAUUAUAGAUGGAAGAAAACAAUCUGUGUAAAAUUGCAUUUAAAUGAAACUAAAUAUAUAGGGAAACUAGAAGAUGAAGAUCUUGAUUAUUAUAAAAUAAAAUUCACAAUUAAAGAAAAAGAAUCAGCAAUGUUUGAAGUUAUUGUAAGGCUCUCAAGAGAUCCUAUAGAAAAACAUGAAUCAGAAUAUUUCAGCGUACAUAAAAUUGAUUUCGGUGAAAUGAAGUUUUUCAAUAUAAUGAAUGUCAAUAGACUGGACUCAUAUGAUAGUAUAUGCAAAGAAAAAAUAAUUAAAAGAAAAUUUGACCCGACUUAUUGCAUUUGUGAUGAGAAUGAUUUUAAGAGAAAAUCGUUAAAUACCACAAAUGGGAAUAAUUCAGGAAAACAAUAA